Anopheles maculipalpis is the source of this 1224-nucleotide messenger RNA. RefSeq names its product zinc finger protein 503 (gene jeb). Gene Ontology annotation, cellular component: terminal bouton. Gene Ontology annotation, biological process: positive regulation of MAPK cascade. The transcript has 3 exons. Gene Ontology annotation, molecular function: protein binding; transmembrane receptor protein tyrosine kinase activator activity. The record is from RefSeq and is a predicted model, not a curated record. Lineage: Eukaryota; Metazoa; Arthropoda; Insecta; Diptera; Culicidae. Bases 75 to 1151 code for a protein of 358 amino acids.
UUCCCGUUUCUCCUGUGAGAACACUGCCGAAACCGGGCUCGUGUGUGCGUGUGGGUGUGUGGUAGCAGUGAAAAAUGAUCCGACCGAUUCUACCGAUACUGGCGUACAUGAGCGUGCUCUCGAGUACGUACUCGCUGCACAUGGCACGCGAUGCUUACAUCAAGCCACCGCCGCCACCACCACCUGCACAGCUCCUCGACGACCUGGACGACAUGUCCGAGCUGCUCGCGGAAAAUGGUGUCGACCUGAUGCGGCCAAUGAUGGCCACGGUUCACCAGAAGUCACACAGCGCCACCAAUUCUGGCGGCGGUGGCGGUAGUGGAAGCAUCAUCAGCAGUAACAAUGGUGCGAUCGCGUUAGGCACGAUCAAUCACGUGACGAGCAAUGAGCUGCCUGAGCUGAGUCCGCCACCGGCGCAUCUGCCGACGGGGCUACGCCACGGUCCGAUAGGGCCACUUGUUGGGCAGCCUCCGCGUGGUCUGCAGGAACUGUUCGGCGUGCAGACCAACUUUGACAUUCGAGCUGCGCAGCAGCAACUGUCCCACAGUCCGAAUGGUGCGACAUCCAACUUCGACGUCAAUCAGUCCUCGUCCUCCUCCUCCUCCUCCAGUGGCAUGGACGAUCGGGAUGAUGAUAAUGGUGAAGGUGGUGGUGGUGGGAGAGGUGAUAGGAAUGACGUCAACAACGGAGUAGUCGCUAGUGCUGGUGGUGGUGGUGGUGGUGGUGGACAAGGCAAUGUGAAUCUGCAGCGGUCGGCGUCGAGCAGCAAGCGGGCGUCACCGACCGGUGGACGCAAUAAGAUGAUGGCCGACUCUGGGCAAGAUGGCGACGGUAGCAGUAGCGGUUUGCCAUCAAUCCCGCACGGCAUCGCUAACCAAAUGAUGCUGCGCAGUACACGCGGCCAGCGGCAGUACGAUGUACCGCAAAUUGAAUGUCCACCAGCAAUGGAUGGUAUGGAGCGUUUUGCCUGCCCUACACCAGAUCGGCAAGGCCGAUACCGAUGUAUAGACGAUCAUGUGCUAUGCGACGGUUUUAUCGACUGUCCCGAAGGCGAGGACGAGGACAGGCAGGCCUGUAUGUUCUACAAAACGACGAAAGCACAUCUCGACGUAUUAGCGGACGCCUUAUUGAGAUGGGCUCGUGGCCGUUAAGUUGUACAUUUCACACAGCUCCCGACAGUAUCGCUGUACUAGUGCUAGAUUGAGAACAUAGAAAACUGUUGAA